Molecule: messenger RNA, 2060 nt
Organism: Microbotryum saponariae
Lineage: Eukaryota; Fungi; Basidiomycota; Microbotryomycetes; Microbotryales; Microbotryaceae
Source: the annotation of a GenBank genome assembly
AUGGCCGACUCGUCCAACCCUCUCCACCUCGCUCGCUCCACUUCCUCCGCUGCCCCUGUUGCUCCUCCCGCGACAGCCUCUUCGCCCCCGUGCACUGGGUUAGACUCGACCACCCUCAAGCUCAAAUCUACCCAAUCGGCUCGACGCCGCAAGCCUGCUGCCAAAGUCAAUCCUGAUCAAGCCGGGGCGUCGACCUCGCCCUCAACUUCGACUUCAACGCCGAUCCCGGGCGAGCGACCACCGGAGCACGAGACCAAGGAGAACACCCCCACCCCAUCCGUCCCCAAGAGAAAACCUCGCAAAAAAUCCAACAAGGUGCGAGAAUCACCUGUUCUGGUGGUGGCUACCCCGUCCAGGUCGACCCUGGCCGAUAAAGCCGACUCGGUGAUCCCCCCACCUCCACCCCUCACACCGAGCUGGGACGACCAACUCGUCGCUUCCAUAUCCGCCCAAGCAUCGCUCGCAGUCGAUCAUUCACCGACCCUACAAUUCGAGAAACUCUCUUUGGACCAACUCGAGGCCACCCCUACGUUGGAGCAGAUCGUAGCUGCGGAGGCCCACGUUGCGCAAGGGGAAGGCAAGGUUCUGUCCAAGAAGGCGCAGAGGGACUUGCAGUUGAAGUUGAGGGAGCCGCAGGGGUAUGAGAGGAUGAUGGAGUUGAGGAAGCAAAAGAGAAAGGAGAGGAAUAAGAAGAGGAAGGAGGGACUCACCAAGGGUGAGCAGCCAAGCGAGAAGAAGGAGUUUAGGAUCAAGGGCAGUGCCGCAUUCGUCACCGCUGUUGGGCUGGACGAGCCCGAGGUGACGGAACGGUCUGCGGUCGACGAGACCUCAACACAGGUCGAAAGGGUCGUACCGAAGGUUCUCGCCCCCGUCCAGACCGAGGGACCAACACCGGUAUCCGCUUCGGCCUCGACGACAGCACCUUCGAUCCCGACCGGCCCAGCAGCGUAUCGCAAUGCUCCACCCGUCCGGAACCAGCCCUCGCGACAACAAGGGCAAUCGCUGAUCCGAGCUGGUCCAAGGAUCGGCAUUUCAUCUGCGCCUGUCCCCGGCUCGAUCAACCCUCGUUUUGCGCACCUGCCUUUCCAUCCUCACUACCGCUAUCCUAUGCCCAAGACUGCGUCCAACGCCCCGGUCACACCAGUUUCGAAAUCCGCGACACCUUUGGCGUCGAGUACGAAUAAAAAGUCUCCAACUACGGCCCCUACUCCAAUGCCGACGACUCGACCUGCUGCUGUGGAGGAUCGCUUGUUCGGCGAAGGUCGAGCGCAGAGCGUCGUUCGAUUGCCGAGCUCUUCGAGUCUUCCUGUUGUGGUCAAGGUGCCCAAGCCAACGACACCGACACCGACACCGACGUCUGAUUCCGUCGAAGUGUCGACUCCUGCAGUACCAAUCUCACAAUCGACGUCGCAAGAGCCGCUGUCGACACCUACGCCGACACCAACCUCGGUCCCCGUAUCAUUGCCCACUCAAGCCGCAGCACCCGAACCGCCAGCGUCGAUCGUCGCACCCCCGCCGCAAUACUCGGCCAUCCCCACUCACCCCGUGUUGCGCAAUAUCCCACCUCACAUCCAACGGCUAACGACCCCUCCCUCAGCUCCCCUCUCCCCCAUCGCCGUCGCUCCCCUCCCUUCCCAUUUCUACCCCCAACCCCAACCCUCCCUCUACCUCCCUUACUACCCGCAUCAGCCCACCCCAACGACCUACUACGGUUCCACAACUUCGAACGAAGGCUAUUCACCUAUCCUUUCGCACGGAACGACGACGCCUCCCCCACCUCAUCAUCAACAUAUGAUAACAGAGGCGGGUCGACCUUCGCCGUUAUCCGCUCCGGCGAGGCAUUCCAAAGCCUUGGACAUUAAAGCCCCUCCAGCGAAUUAUUCGGUGACACGUUCCGGCGCAAGUGUAGGGCAAGGUACGAACGCGCGACAAUUGCCACCUUAUCAAUACCCUGCACAAGCUUGGGCCACACAGACGAUUUACCCGUCUUCCUCCUCAAGGGAAUCAAGUCGUUCACCCGUGAUGACGUCGACGUACCCUAUUCAGAACUACGCGAAUAG